Molecule: messenger RNA, 940 nt
Organism: Aureobasidium pullulans EXF-150
Lineage: Eukaryota; Fungi; Ascomycota; Dothideomycetes; Dothideales; Saccotheciaceae
Exons: 1
Coding region: 217-693 (158 amino acids)
Source: RefSeq, a predicted model, not a curated record
ACGGUUGGCUGUCACUUCUAAGUGAGAGUCCAAAGUCGUCACUUGCCUUCUACGAGAGUCGCUCUGUAUAGCAACGUGACAAUACUUUGCUGUGCCUAUUGCAGGACUAUUGUCAUACAAGAAGAUCGCUGGUACUGUCUUGUAAUGGCCUACUGACUCACCGUCGCCGUCGCUAUAGUCUCAGUCGCCUCCCCGUGAUAUGUCUCGUGAAAGUGUAUGUGCAAAAAGAAUUCAAUCAUCAAGCGAGUCGAACCCUGGCUCCACGGUACCAAAAAAGCCAGCCAGCCCCCAACACAACACCGCCCUCUCCUCCCAAUAUCAAAAGAAGAUAGCAACCGCCACCACACCUUCCAGCUCAGGUGCAAAAAAGUGGUGGUUCGAAGGCUGCUUGGCGCGAGUAGUCUUGUUCAGAUUCUUCGCCACUCCAAGAGGGCUUCUGGUGUGAUGGCCGCUGGCGCCGGUAGUCUUGUUCAGGGUCUCGGCAGCUCCAGGGCGGAUCACAGAGGCGGUUUGCCGAUUGCGCUAAACAACCCGUUCUUCCUCUGGAAAGCGAUGCCAGUUUCAAGCAAUAUAAACCACCAAUUCAAAAGCCUUGGCGAGCAAGUCUUGCCAGUAAUUCUGAUUGUUUGCUUUGCGGCGCAGGUCGAGAUGGCUGCUAUCUACAGAAGCCACUCAUCUUGCAUGCUGUCGUAAUCCACAUACCACUCCCAGCUCUUGCAGUUUGUCCAGAUCGUAAAUCUCCUGAGAUGCUACGCUGGCCCGGCGAGGUUGGUAUGGCAUGAUAGCAUAGCCAUGGCGUAUACAGAAGAGUCGAGAUCCCCAGGAAGCCACCAAACUCCAGAGAUAUUUCUGUCCACUACAUCCCUGAUUCAAGCAUAGCGACCGCAGAGUACAGUAGCGAGACAGAAGGCUCCAGUGUAACACAGUCUGCAGUCCUGAG